AGAAAUGAAUAUAUGUUCUUAAACUGCUUGCCUAGGAUCCUGGAUCUGUCCCGCUGUGACGUUUACGGAAACGCCCGAGGCAGUUCUCGCGAUACUUUGUGAUACGUGGUUGUUUGUAAAUCAAAGGCUGUGGCUGAGGGAGCGACACAACAAUAUCCCUUAAUAUGAGUGAUGACAAGCCUUUCCAAUGCACUGCUCCUGGUUGUGGACAGAGAUUUACAAACGAGGAUCACUUGGCUGUCCACAAACACAAACAUGAGAUGACCCUGAAGUUUGGCCCUGCAAGGAACGACAAUGCCAUCAUCGCCGACCAAACGCCAACACCUACCCGCUUUUUGAAGAACUGCGAGGAGGUUGGACUCUUCAUUGAACUUGCAAGCCCGUUUGACCACGACUUCAAAAAAGGGAGUGAAGAUGACAUCAAAAAGUUACCAUUGGAUUUGUCACCUCUUGCAACGCCCAUCAUACGCCACAAAACUGAGGAGACCGCAGCUAUGGAGGCACAUCGAGACAGCCCACUGCCUCAUCCCGAAUCUACUACAGACGAUGAUAAGGAUUUAUCUUUGCAGCCAGCCUCACUGCCAACAUCCACUAUAGUCCAUCCUGCAUCCUUCCAAGUUCCCAAUGUACUUCUAGCAACCUCAGAGGCUAAUGUUGUAAUACAGCAAGCUCUCCCAUCACCAACAUCUAGCUCUGUUAUUACCCAAGUCCCAUCCACUAAUAGGCCUAUAGUCCCGGUGAGCGGCUCCUUCCCCGUGCUCCUACAGCUGCCUAAUGGCCACACCUUGCCGGUUGCCAUACCUGCGCCGAUCACGAGCUCAAGUGUCCAUAUUCCAACUGCCAUCCCUCUCGUCAGACCUGUCACCAUCGUGCCCAACGUCCCCGGGAUCCCAGGACCUCCCUCGCCGCAGCCCCAGCCCGCCCAAUCACAAGCAAAGCUGAAACUGAAAGCCACGUUCAGCCAGCAGCUGCCUCUGGUGACCAAUGGAAGCGCUGGCGAGGUCCAGAGCAGCGCCGUGACCCACACUGCUGCUCCCUCUUCUCCGGCCCCGAGCCCGGCCCGGAGUCCGGCCCGCCUCCUAACUCCUGCUCCUGCUACUCCCCUGGCCGCGGCUGAGGAGCCGUCCCCCAAUUCCCUCCAGCAGCCCGCCACCUCCACCACAGAGACACCUGCAUCGCCGGCGCCCGCCGCCCCAAACCCCCCGAGCACAGGGGGACGGCGGCGCAGAACCACGAGCGAUAACCCCGAUGAGAAGCGCCGCAAGUUCCUGGAGCGCAACAGGGCGGCGGCGUCUCGCUGCAGGCAGAAGAGGAAAGUGUGGGUCCAGUCUCUGGAGAAGAAGUCGGAAGACCUCAACUCGAUGAACGGGCAACUACAGAAUGAAGUCACCCUGCUGAGAAACGAAGUGGCUCAGCUGAAGCAGCUUCUUCUGGCUCAUAAAGAUUGCCCCGUGACCGCCAUGCAGAAGAAAUCUGGCUAUCACAUCUCCGACAAGGACGAGAGCUGCGAGGAGAUGUCCGUCCCCAGCAGCCCCCAGAACGAGGCCAUCCAGCACAGCUCCGUCAGCACCUCCAACGGGGUCAGCUCCUCCUCCACCUCCUCCUCCUCGUCCUCCUCGUCCAGCGCCGCCACGUCCAGCCACAGCGCGGAGGAGACCCGGGCUCAGCCUUCGGCGAGUUGAUGGUCCCAAACGGCGCCGGGCGGCGACACUGCAGCGCCGCUCCCUCUGAGGAAAGGGGCUCUCUGGUCGUUAGUUUUUUUUGAGUUUGGUCCAUUUUGUCCUCUGUCGGCAAAGCGUUUAGGAGAAAUGCAAACGUUUUUCUCUGGAAUUGAUGAAGACAGAAGAACAGGCACUUUAGGUGUUAGAUUGUUUGUGUGACUUAUUCAUGAUUAUUUUUUAUUUAAAAGCAAUCGGCCUGAAGGUUUGAUCAGUGAACUGUUGGUUGUUUGGAGCUAGUUUGCGUGUUCGUUUUGACCUUUUAAUUUCAUUUACCCUUUUAAGCACUAUCUUCAUAAUGAACUUCAAUAAAGAGCCGUCCCUUUUUUUAAAUAUUUUGCUUUACGCAUUUUGCACAUUCUGAGAGAUGACGGGUUUACCUUUUUAGAGAUUGACAGUCCACAUGAGUAAGUAAGUACCGACAGCUUUUAAGAAGUCGAUUUGAAUACACAAAUGUAACUUUUCUGUGGAUGAGAUCAUCUGUAGUCGCAUCGUGUAGUUUGAAUGUUUGAGCUCACCGUUGCUCGUAAAUAUUGUCUAAAGGACGUAAGCUUUUUAAAACUGAUUCUAUGAGCAUUAGUAUUAGUAUUAGUCUAUUAGUCUGAUGCCGAAUCAGUGAUUGUAGGAUUGCAGUUCCUUUUUCCGUUACUCGACCUUGGUAAUGUUGUUCAGUGCCCUUAAUGUUUUUGUAUGAAUUACUUCUGUACAUUUUUUAUGCAGAUUAGAUUGUCGACAGUUUUUCUCUCCAAUUAAAGGUCUCAUGAAACGUAGUUUCUCAGUAAGGAAAUAUCUUGUUCUACGCUGUCUCUGCUUUUUAAGUGACUGUUUAUGACUUUAAUGCAGAAAGACAUUAUGUUGCAAAUCUUCAAUGACGUUUUUUUUUAAAACACUGUAAAUAACAGUGAUGCAUUUUAUGUGAUUUUUCUAGGUGUUGUGUCUUUUUUUUAUUUUCAUAGCAUAGUCAGGUUCCAGUAGCUGAGCCCUGUUGAACUCAGUAAGCAGUUGAACAAGGUUUCACUCGUUAGGCCUCUGACUCGAUGUCUUGUCAUGUGAAAUUACAGCAUUACCAUGUGAACUGGAAUCGUGUAUAUUAGAGGAACACUGCUACCGCCUGUAAGACUCGUGAGCAUUUCAUCAUUGAAAUAAUAGUUGGACGCAAACCAAACCAUGAAGUCCAUUUGCCUUUUUUUCAUAGUAUGUACUGGCUUACUACUGUGUAGUUUUAUAAGAACAUUGUUUUUUAAAAUAGGAUUUUUUCUUAUUCUUAUUAACGUAUAUGUGCUUAUGUGCAUGAGGUAAUAAUUCUCUGCGAGAAUUUACCUGUUUCUUUAAUAAUGUCUCGGUCAGAUAAAUAUCAUUAAAAAAAGUGCUUUGAACUUUGAGUUGUGAUUCUAAGUUCACGCUUUGGUUAAAUGUUUGACCACAACUUAACUGCUAAAAAGGGGAAUGUGGUGUUGAAAGUGUAUUUGUAACUUGUGAAAGUUCUGUUUAUAAAUUUGAAUUGAAUAAUUUGUUGU
Molecule: messenger RNA, 3235 nt
Organism: Pungitius pungitius (ninespine stickleback)
Lineage: Eukaryota; Metazoa; Chordata; Actinopteri; Perciformes; Gasterosteidae
Gene: atf2
Product: activating transcription factor 2
Exons: 12
Coding region: 165-1682 (505 amino acids)
Biological process (GO): regulation of transcription by RNA polymerase II
Molecular function (GO): cAMP response element binding; DNA-binding transcription factor activity, RNA polymerase II-specific
Source: RefSeq, a predicted model, not a curated record